CGAGCUUACGGAGAAGUGCUCUCCAGAUACAUUUAUAGUAGAUUUUAAAAACACUUCCUAACGUACUUUAUCAUCUUUAAGGUGUCAAAGAAAAACACUAAAACCGGAUUAAUUUUUUUAUUCGAUAUUUUUAGUUUUAGAAGAACAAAUAGUUUAUUAUUUAUUAGGCUACAUUUAAAAUAUUUUAAAAGCAAUUUUGCAGCCAUGACUUCAAGCAGCGAGCCUUUGGAAAUUACUGGCAAUGAGCUGGUUCACAUACUCAGGACCCCCCAGGACCAGUACACCUCUGCUGGGUGUGUGUUGCUGGACUGCAGACCUUUCCUCGAUUUUUCUUUUACACACAUUUGCGAGUCCCGAAACGUCAACUGGAACUCCAUGCUGCGUCGAAGAUCCAAGACCAGUAUGGUGGCUCUGGAGUGGCUCAUCCCGGACAAGGCGCUCCUGGGUCGGCUGCGGCGCGGGGAGUUCUCCCCUGUGGUGGUGGUGGAUGACAGAAGCCGCUCUGUGGCCGAGCUGAAGACAGAGAGCGUGGCCCAGAUGCUCCUCACCGCCCUGCAAAACGAGGUCCAGACGCAGAUCUGCUUUCUACAAGGUGGAUUUGAGGGAUUUUCAGAGGCCUAUCCAGAGCUCUGUUACAACUCUGCCAGCAGCCACUUCUCUACAGUGGAACCAGAGCCAACAGUGACGGGUCGGAGGACUCCAGCAUAUGAUCAGGAUGGUCCAGUGGAGCUGCUGCCCUUCCUGUUUUUAGGCAGCGCUAUCCACUCCUCCCGCCGAGAGACCCUCGCAGCAGCAGGCAUCACGGCUGUGCUCAACGUUUCCUCCACCUGCCCCAACUUCUAUGAGGGGGAGUUUGAGUACCUGCGGCUCACAGUGGAGGACAGUCUGGCUGCUGACAUCAGAGCCUGCUUCUCCACAGCCAUCGCCUUCAUCGACUCAGUGAAGCAGAGUGGUGGACGGGUGCUGGUGCAUUGCCAGGCAGGUAUCUCCCGCUCUGCUACCAUCUGUCUGGCCUACCUCAUGCACACGCAGCGUGUCCGGCUGGACGAGGCCUUUGACUUUGUGAAGCAGCGCCGUCAUGUCAUCUCCCCCAACCUGGCCUUCAUGGGACAGCUGCUGCAGUUUGAGACUGACGUUCUCUGCCAAGGAUGAAGACCCACAAGUAUUAAGAGGAAGGAAAUUUAAAUGACCGUACUUUUUUAGUUAAAUCUCCUGCCUCCUGUAGGCAUUGGGCUGGACUCAGAGCUUUACCAGGACUCAAAACAUUUGUACAAAUACGCUGUUUGUGCUAUUAAAACUAUUACUCAAUAGAAGUAAAUACAGAAGUAAAUAAAAAUGUGCGGUCAGAGAAAAGCUACUUGUGUUGCUGGCAUCACAUGGCUGGUGGAUCUGGACUCGUACUUACAGCGGAAACUGACAAAUGGCAUCCUGAUGCAACAAACAGUGUUGGCAAUAUAAAACCCCACUGUAAUAACCAAAUUAUGAACAAUUAUGAUUCUGAGCCAGGGAGUCGGAGCAGCUAUGAGGUAAUUCCCCAUGAUGUUUUGUACUCGAGGGGAGUUGUGCCUGCUUGUCUAGUUUUGUGUUUGUCUGUGUGUUACGUUGUUUGACUUAUGUGCCUGAUUGUUUGCAAGGGCUGUCUUAUUUUCAUACUGGAAGUCAUUCCCUCACAGUCACGACCACUGUGACGUGACUUAUCUUUUUAUGAGAGAACACUGUGUUAACUACGUACAGCAAUACCGGAUGAAUUUCCAGUUUUAUUGUCUAACUUAUAAAAAUGCACUAAACAUAAUUGGUGUCUCAUCAUAAGUCUAAUCAUUCUUUAUCCUGAGAUAGAUUACACUUGGUACACUCAAACCUGAAAAUGUUUUUUUUUUUUUUAUCAUGUAAAUACUAUUUUUAUUUUUAUUUAUUUCAGAAACUGUUGUUGUAACGGUGUUAGCAUUAUUGCUGUCUUUUACUGCACUUUAUACCUACAAGGUUUGGCUGAUUCCUGCUGAAAUAAAAACAUG
Molecule: messenger RNA, 2012 nt
Organism: Seriola dumerili (greater amberjack)
Lineage: Eukaryota; Metazoa; Chordata; Actinopteri; Carangiformes; Carangidae
Gene: dusp2
Product: dual specificity protein phosphatase 2-like
Exons: 4
Coding region: 205-1152 (315 amino acids)
Biological process (GO): protein dephosphorylation; negative regulation of MAPK cascade; endoderm formation
Cellular component (GO): nucleus; cytoplasm
Molecular function (GO): MAP kinase tyrosine/serine/threonine phosphatase activity; protein tyrosine/threonine phosphatase activity
Source: RefSeq, a predicted model, not a curated record